AUGGGCUUGCCCCGCCCCCGGCCCACGCCCACCUCUGGUCCGUGCCCCACAGUUUGGAUCGAGUUUGGUUUGAUUGACUGGGAGGCAUGUGCGCCCAGCCCUUCACCCGAAGAGGCAGCUGCUGAGCUCCAGUGUGACUGCGGGCUGCCCUCGCCUCCGCUCCAGUCUCCACCAGCGCAGCGGGACAGGGGCAGACGCUAUGCUCACAACAAAGACGCUGACAGCAGAGAAACAGCGCAACAACAAAGCGAGCCAGAGCUCUCCCUGCGCCCGGCUCCUUCUAUCACAUCACGGCUCGAACAACUUGAGGACAGUCCAGGAGCAAGUCCCGACAUUUCUGGGAUGAAGUAA
Knipowitschia caucasica is the source of this 351-nucleotide messenger RNA. The record is from the annotation of a GenBank genome assembly. NCBI's taxonomy places the organism in Eukaryota, Metazoa, Chordata, Actinopteri, Gobiiformes, Gobiidae.